ACCACCAUAACAACAAUAUUUUCAAUGACUUGAAUUUUUCAAUAUUUCUCACAACGUGUAGAAUUAAGAUCAUUGGCGCGAUUCGAGCUAGUUUUACGGAUACUUACAUUACACAGUAUUUUGAGCUACUGACAUCGUGUGUCGCGCACAAUGGCUACUUCAGCCAAGUCAAAUCUUGAGGGGAAAAUGGAUAAUUUUGUUAUCGGUAUCAUUGGUAUGGGUGACAUGGGCAAGAUGUAUGCCCGCAGGCUCAGCGAUGCUGGAUGGAGGUAAAUAUCCUCAAUUGAGUUUUCGUUGAGCCCGCUUUUGCAAUGGUAAGCACCCUCUCUCUUUCUUCCCCUUCAUUCCUCUCUAUUAUGAUGACCUGAGUGCAUUUGGCUCGAGCAUUGCCUUCAGCUGGCCUGAAUACCAUUCUGGUACCAGGUUGGAGGCUGGCUUUCUAUGAUGAAAAAUCUCAGCUACCUUAUUUUAUUUUGUCUGAAUCAAUCAAAUUACUUUUGAAGUUUUUGUUACAUCUCGAAUGCGCAGAAGCUAACAAUUACACUUUAGUUAUACCGCUUAAAUUUGACAGCUACUGAUAUAUGUUGGGCAGAGUGAAUGCCUGCGAUAGGGAGGAGAAAUAUGAAGCCUUGUGUGAAGAGUUUGCAGAUAGAGUAAAUACCCAGCGUCUUAGAUAGUUUGAGCCUGCAGCUUGUGCUGAGACCUACAUAGAAACAAAUUACAAUUCUUCUCAAUGGCCAUCUCGUUUCCAGAGCAAGUGAUUACACUAUUUACAAUGUCGAAGCUGCCGCGAUUGGCAAGGUUGUAGCUGAAUAUGGUCCCUGUAUGGUUUACAUAAUCUCAUCAUCUUCAUCUUCUAAUCUUCUGUGUAGCCACCAAGCAAGGUGCGAUAGUAGGAGGACAAACCUCAUGCAAAGCUCCCGAGAUAGCAGCAUUUGAGAAAUAUCUACCUCCUGAUGUUGAAAUCGUAUCUUGCCAUUCCCUCCACGGUCCCAGUGUUGAUCCUCGAGGUCAACCUCUUGUAAGUAUCCCGAUCGUAUCACGCUUUCACGUGGCCUAAGAACAAUAUAGGUUUUGAUCAAACAUCGUGCUUCCCAAGAGAGUUUCGAAAAAAUCGAGCAUGUGCUCUCCUGCCUCGGCUCCAAACAGCAUGUCCUCUCAGCAUCUCAACACGACCGUAUCACAGCAGAUACCCAAGCCGUAACCCAUGCAGCCUUCCUUUCCAUGGGUAAAGCCUGGCACGCCAACCUUCAAUUUCCCUGGGAGAUAGCCCGUUAUGUUGGAGGUAUCGAAAACGUCAAAAUCAACCUGACGCUUCGCAUUUAUUCUCAGAAAUGGCAUGUCUACGCCGGUCUCGCCAUUCUGAACCCUUACGCCAAAGAACAGAUUAGAGAGUAUGCGCAAAGCGUGACAGAUUUAUAUAAAUUGAUGCUGGGAGGGCACCGAAAAGAGCUAGAAGAGCGAAUCAAGAGUGCAGGACGAUUUGUAUUUGCUGGGCGCAAAGAGUCCGAUGAAUUACUCUUGCGAGACCAAGUACUUGACCGAUUUUCCCUGGGCAAGAAACCCGAGAAACCCACUCCAAAUAAUCACCUCUCUCUUCUCGCCAUCGUGGAUUGUUGGGCCCGUCUUAAUAUUAUCCCUUACGAUCAUAUGAUCUGUAGCACUCCUCUUUUUCGUCUUUGGCUUGGUGUUUCAGAGUACCUGUUCCGAAAUGAGAAAUUGUUAGAUGAGGUUAUCACUACGGCUAUUGAAGACAACACGUUCCGUUCUGAUGAUUUAGAGUUUACAUUUGCGGCUAGAGGAUGGAGCGAGUGUGUAGAGUUUGGAGAUUUUGAGAGUUGGAAGGAUAGGUUUGAGAAGACGCAAAUGUUCUUCGCUCCAAGAUUCCCGGAGGCAACGAGGGUAGGUAAUGAGAUGAUGAAGACAAUUUUGGCAAAUAUCAAGGAUUAGAGUUGGGGAUUGGAUAGAUUGGGGUUGGGGGUUUGGGGUUGAGGUGGUUUGACUUAUUUAGCUGGAGUUUGGCUGGCUGCGCGACAUUCGGCAUGAUUCGAAUUUUCGGCAGGGCGUAACAGAGGGUAUACUACGCUGCACUGCAAAUCAAGAUGACACUCUUUUUAAGCUCAAGGAAAACUCCAAUUCACAA
Messenger RNA from Sclerotinia trifoliorum, 2143 nucleotides. Lineage: Eukaryota; Fungi; Ascomycota; Leotiomycetes; Helotiales; Sclerotiniaceae. The record is from the annotation of a GenBank genome assembly.